Molecule: messenger RNA, 1589 nt
Organism: Musca domestica (house fly)
Lineage: Eukaryota; Metazoa; Arthropoda; Insecta; Diptera; Muscidae
Gene: Ccdc114
Product: coiled-coil domain-containing protein 63
Exons: 9
Coding region: 117-1538 (473 amino acids)
Source: RefSeq, a predicted model, not a curated record
UGGAUACGUGUAACUGUUUAUAAUACAACUGAUAUUUAUUGUUUAGUAAACCUAAGAACUGAUAUUGACAUUAAUCUCAUCCGUUUACAAUUAAAAACAAUGGAAAUAUCUUGAUAAUGACAAAUCAAGCAGAAUUGGAUCAAUUAGCCAAUGCGGAGUUGGAACGUUUACAAAGACAGUUACGCUCCUUACAACUGGAGUUGCGGGGAUUAUUGGAUUACAAGACCAAGCAAUUGAAAAAACAAAACCACCUAAUAAGUGGCCUGCAAAAGGAGCACCAGCAGCUGACUACAGAGAUAAUCACAUUAGAAGGUGGAAGUCAUGCCAAAAGAAGUGUUGGGAAAGAAAGGAAAUUAUCUACCCUCCAACUGCAAGAGGCUGAUGUCCAGCGUAUUUUGCAAAAUGAACGUACCAAUUUGUGGGAAUUGGAGGGACACAUUAAAAAGAUUGAAAAGGAAAUCGAUGGCAUGCGGAGAUUGGAAGUUCCUGACAGUUGUUAUAAAGACACCAUUUGUAAGGUCCAGAAAAGUGUUGUAAAAUUGGAAAACCGUUUAGAUGUGGUCAACAAGAAAUGCAGUGAUGUAUUGACGGAAAAUUCCAAAUUGCGGGACAACAUCAAUCACAUGUUACAAGAUCGAGCUAACUUCAAUGAAAUGUGGCAAUCCAUGGUUACUCAAUUUAAUGAGGGUAAAAAAUACAUCAUGGAUUUAAUAGAUCAGUCCACAUUGGCCUAUGACCAACGUGAGGAACUCUGUAAUAAAUUACAGCUACUCAAAGAUCGCAGUGAAAACGAUAAAAUAAUGCACAUACAGGAAAUGCGUGAAAUGCAACGGCGCUUAGAGCAUGAUGCCAAGUUACAAAAAUUCUUCGAUAUAAAGGGACAAAAGCGGCAAAAUCCUGAACUGGAACAAAGAGAAGUUAACAAAAAGUUGGCCCAAAAGGAGGCAUUUGAAAGGCAAUUGCAGGACUACAAGGCAAUAGUUGAUAAAAUGAAGGAUCUAUACAAGGAACCGGAUACGAGUAAAUUGGCAGCACAAUUUAAGCGACAAGAGGAAGAGAAUUUUGCUCUCUUCAAUUAUGUAAAUGAGCUAAGCAAUGAAGUUGAAGUUCUCAAUGAUACCACUCAGGAACUGUCUGAUGAAAUUGAACGCCAAAAAGCUGACCUCUUGGAAAAAGAACAAAAACAAAAAACCGAAUCAUUGGAGUAUCUUAGUGAGCAAUUGGAUAAUGCCAAAACUCAAAAUAAUGCUGCCAAGGAAAAGGCUGAAAUUUUAGAUAAACGUUUACAUGAAAUGCUCACGGGUAUUUGGGAAAUAUUUAAACAAUUAUCAUGCGAUGAUGCCCCCAUUUUAAAUGUGCUGAGUUCAAAAACUUCCAUGACUUCCCACAACGUUAAACUCUUCGUAGGUGUUAUAGAGAAGCGUAUUAACAUGACCAUAUCAUCGGUCCAUAUCGAUGAGUCAUCAAAUACUAUAUUGGCGAAAAAAGAUCGUGUGCCCAAGUUUAAUGUUAAAGAAUCGGCUAAAAGAAAGAAAUAAUAUAUAUUUUUUAUAACUAUGUGUAUUUAGAAAUAAACAGUAUAAAUUUUU